CUCCCAUGGCACCACGAUAUGCUCUAGAUAUUAUGGAUCGAACACUCCGUGAUAUUAUGAAUAAUGAUUUACCAUUUGGUGGAAAAAUUGUUAUAUUGGGUGGUGAUUUUAGACAACUUCUUUCAAUUAAAGUACGAGGUACUCGAAGUGAAAUUAUAAAUCUUUCUAUUAAAUUUAGUAACAUAUGGAAAUAUUUUAAAAAGUUUUCUUUAAUACAAAACAUGCGAGUUUCUCUAAAUGAAAUUGAAUUUGCAAAAUUUUUAAUAGAAAUGGGUGAUGGGAAAUUGAAUGAUUCUAAUGACAAUAUUCAAAUUCCUGAAUGUUGCAUAGCUCCAUCUGAUGCAGAUAUUGUUACAGAUAUAUAUGGUGAUUUAAUACAAAAAAGAGAUUUUAAUAAGAUAGCUAAAUGUGCGAUACUUUCAGCGAGAAAUAUUGAUGUAGACGAAAUUAAUAAACGAGUUGUUGAAUUACUAAAUGUAACAGAAGAACGAAUUUAUACAAGUGUAGAUAGUGCUGUAAACUGCGGUGAUAAUGGUGAUAUUGGUGAAUCUUUAUUACCAGAAUAUUUAAAUAGUUUGUCUCCAUCAUGUCUUUCUCCUCAUGAAUUACGUUUAAAUAUUUAAUCUUAAGAUUAAAUUGUAUUAUUAUGUUAAUAAGAAACCUUAACAUCAAUGAAGGACUUUGUAAUGGUACUAGAUUAAUGAUCAUAGAACUUGGCGAUCAUUUAUUGAAAUGCAAGAUUUUAACUGGUGAUAAAACAGGAGAUAUUGUUUUUUUAAAUCGUAUAACAUUAUACUGUGAAAAUGUAUAUCCUUUUACAUUUAAAAGAAGACAAUUUCCGAUAAAAAUAGCCUUUGCUAUGACAAUUAAUAAAUCUCAAGGACAAACAUUUGAUAGAGUAGGAAUAGAUCUUCGCAAAGAUGUUUUUAAUCAUGGACAACUUUAUGUUGCUUUUUCGCGAGUUCGUUCUUGGCAAGCAUUAAAAAUUUAUCUAGGUAAACAACGAGAUAAUAAUAAUGUUAAAAAUUAUGUAUAUAAAGAAAUAUAUUUAUAACAUUUAUUAUUUUUUCGUUUUUAACUAUUUGUAUUAUUAAGAACGUAGAUAAAAACUAUAGAUACAUAAGAAAUAAACUGAUUAAUAAAGAUAGAUACAUGGGAAAUAAGAAAAAUAAAUAGAUUAAAAAUAAAUCAAUAACAUAGAUUAAGUAGAUAGACGAUAAUUGAAUAGAUAUUUAUAACGCGAAGUACUUAACGGGGAUAAAAAUUGACAUCAUUGUCGACUUCGUUUCUCUUGAGAUGUAUACAACGAUAAUGAACGGGAAAGUGAUUCACUGGUUCCUUUUCUUCAACCAGGUUUUUUUCCACAUUCCUGGUGACGGAACUAUCAAUAGAAUAGUUCUGUGCAACUUAAAAGUUUAGUAGGAUGGUGUCCCUACUUUACUACAUAUAAGAAUUUCCUUUUUCUUGAAAAUCAUUCAAGAAAAAACCAGAUUUUCUUCCACAUACUUGGUGACAGAACUUCUAACAGAAUAGUUCUAUACAAAAAGAUACCCUGGAAAUAACCCAUUAUGAUUUCCAAGGUAUUCCCAAGCGUUAAAACAAAGACACCCGAGGGGGUUUUAGUCGGUAAGAGUCCGGCAUAACCUUCACUGAAAGUCGUAGGUUAUCCAUGAGGAUUUCCCCCCGAUA
This is a messenger RNA of Monomorium pharaonis (pharaoh ant), 1689 nucleotides long. RefSeq lists its product as uncharacterized. The record is from RefSeq and is a predicted model, not a curated record. NCBI's taxonomy places the organism in Eukaryota, Metazoa, Arthropoda, Insecta, Hymenoptera, Formicidae. The transcript has a single exon. Gene Ontology annotation, molecular function: DNA helicase activity. Bases 6 to 623 code for a protein of 205 amino acids. Gene Ontology annotation, biological process: telomere maintenance; DNA repair.